This is a messenger RNA of Danaus chrysippus (African queen), 2841 nucleotides long. NCBI's taxonomy places the organism in Eukaryota, Metazoa, Arthropoda, Insecta, Lepidoptera, Nymphalidae. The record is from the annotation of a GenBank genome assembly.
AUGUCUUUUCCACCUCGGCCUCCGAUGGUACCUUACGGCAUAGCACCAGGAGUCGUCACAAUGCCCAUGGCAACACACGUAAUGGUGGGCGCGUAUGGCACUAGUAACGUCAGUAGUGGUCGCUCGGCCUUACUGCCAGCCCCCGUACAACCUCCUGCCCCCGGGAAGACUCUCCAGAGACAGAGAUCAACCAACGGAGCUAAGGAUGACGGACCACCAGUUACUGUGUUUAUAGGCAACAUCUCGUCCCGCGCCCCGGACGCCAUGAUCCGCGCGCUGCUCGCGGCCUGCGGGCCGGUGGUCAGCUGGAAGCGAGUCAGUACGUUCGGCUUCUGUGAGUUCCUGGGCCCGGAGGCGGCGCUCAGGUGUGUGAGACUGUUACACGACAGACCGCUGGCGGAGAGGAGGCUGCUGGCCCGGACGGACGGGAAGAUGCAGGCGCUCGUUGAUACCUACAAGACGGAGCAACGUUCCCGUCUAGAGGAGUCAGCCCCGGACGGGUCGUACCUGGACGCGGCGCAGAGAGCCUUGGACGAGGCCGCGGAGAGGAGGCUGGAGCAGCUGUACACGGACUACCAGGACGACAUUAACAACUACGAGCUGCUGCAGAAAGAGGAGGCGAUCUCUAAGACGGCGCGCGUGUUGGAGGAGGCCGACAUCUCGGAGGAGAAGAGGGACGUGAUACAUCGAGAGAUCGGCAAGUUCCGCGAGAGUAUGAAGUCUUUAAGCCACGUGUUAACGAGAGCUCGGUCGGCCGGCGCCCGGCGCGCGUCGUCUCGUCGUGCGUGUCGUCGCGGGAUCGUCUCGCGGUCGUCGCCGGCUCGUCGGUCUGUCAGUCCGCAGGUGAAGCCGGUCUCCGGGACCAGCGAUGAGGAGGCCGAGGUGGUGGUGCGACGGAAAAGAGACAAAGAUGACAAGGGGGAGAGAGACAGAGAUAGAGAGAGGGACAGAGACAAGGAUAAGGAACGAGACAGAGACAAGGAGCGGGAGAGAGACAGGGACAGGGACCGCGAGCGAGAGAGAGAGAGGGACAGAGACAGGGAGAGGGAGAGGGACAGAGACAGAGAGAGGGAGCGGGACAGAGACAGGGACAAGGAUAAGGACAGGCGGCGCAGGAGUCACUCCAGAAGCAAGGAUCGACGCGAGGAGAGGGAAAAAGAACGGGAGAGGGAGAGGGAGAGGGAGGAGCGGGACAGAGAGAGGGAGAGAGAGAAGGAGAGGGAGAGAGAACGAGAGAGAGAGAGGGAGAGGGAAAGAGAACGGGAACGAGAAAGAGAGAUUCGCGAGCGGGAAAGAGAAAGAGAACAACGAGAGAGGGAGAGAGAAAGAGAUAGGGAGAGAGAGAGGGAGAGGGAACGGGAAAGAGAACGAUCCAGAGAGAGGGAGCGAGAUAGAGAGAGAUCACGAGGACGGAGCGAGGCGGACGGACGGAGAGAGAAGGAGAUAGAAGAGGAGAACAGAGAUAAGAAGAGACUGGAGAAGAAGGCGAGGGAGAAGGAGGCCGCGUACCAGGAGAGGUUACGUAACUGGGAGAGUCGGGAGAGACGCAAGGCGAAGGAAUACGAGAGAGAGAAAGAGAGGGAGAGAUGCAGAGAAGAGGUGAGGGAGAGAGAGGCGAAGAGACUCAAACAGUUCCUGGAGGACUACGACGACGAGAGAGACGACCACAAGUAUUACAAGGGUAAGGAACUCCAAAGACGUCUCGGAGUCCGCGUACGAGAGGCUGAGGCUGACGCGAGGGAGAGGAGCAAGGAACAACAGGAACUAGAAGAACUGAAGAAGAAGAUAUACGGAGACAGAGGGGACGAUGACCCCGCGGCCAGGAGCGACUACGAACGGGCUCGGGCUGAGAGAGACGAGAUGUACACACCGAGACUACUGGUGGACGCGAGGCUGGAGCACCACCAACAGAGACAGAGAGAGGACGACCGAGCGAGACAGAGAGAGGACGACCGGCGGGAGGGGAGGGAGAGGCUGGCCAGGGACAGGGAGCGGUACCUGCGCGCACAGGCCACCAGGGAGAUACCCACCGAGGCAGAGAACAUAGACUCGGAUGACAGCGGGGGAGCGGAGGGCGGGGAGGCGGCGCACGAGUCACCCGCCAUGGAGGUGGAGUCACCGGUGGGGUCACUGACCCCGCCCGCACCCGACGACACGCGCCGGAGACACAAGAGACACAAGAGACGGGCCGAGAACACGCCGCGGACACCCGCCGCCGGGGACACGCCGCCGCGACACGGAAGUGACGGAGGCAGCACGCCCCCCCGGCCGCCGUCUCCCUCACACGAGCGGUACAACAGCUCGGUCCCGCCGGUGAGCGUCCAGUCAGCUCCGGUCGAGGCCACGUCACCCAUCAGUAUCAGCUUCAGGAACAGACACAGCCCCUCCAGGGAACUGACCAGAGGUGACCGUCGCGGGGUGCUGGCGGCCUUCGCUGACGACGACGACCAUAGAGUGAAAGAGAAGAAAGAAAAAAAGAAACCGGAAGAAAACAAAUGUGCGGAGGAGAAGAGGAGACAUAUAAAGAGUUUGAUAGAUAAGAUACCCACACAGAAGGAGGAGCUGUUCAGAUACGAACUGGACACGGAACAGAUCGACAACACGCUCAUGGACAAGAAGAUACGGCCCUGGAUCAACAAGAAGAUCAUAGAGUACAUCGGGGAGCCGGAACCCACGCUCGUGGACUUCAUAUGUAGCAAGGUACUGGCGGGCAGCCGGCCGCAGGGGAUACUGGACGACGUGCAGAUGGUGUUGGACGAGGAGGCGGAGGUGUUCAUAGUGAAGAUGUGGCGCUUACUGAUAUACGAGCUGGAGGCCAAGAGGGCCGGCCUGCACAAGUAG